This is a messenger RNA of Melanotaenia boesemani (Boeseman's rainbowfish), 1074 nucleotides long. RefSeq names its product BCL2 interacting killer (gene bik). The record is from RefSeq and is a predicted model, not a curated record. The transcript is spliced from 6 exons. The coding region runs from base 115 to 594 and encodes 159 amino acids. Lineage: Eukaryota; Metazoa; Chordata; Actinopteri; Atheriniformes; Melanotaeniidae.
UGGCAGUAGCAGGUAAAGGCGUGGCCACGCGUUUUUGCGGCAGUUACCUGAGAGCACCAAGAUUAAAGGACGCUGCUGGCGGCGUCCACUUUAAUCUACAUAAAAGAAAGCACAAUGGUGGAACAAACAAGACGUCCAGUUCAUGUUGUGUCCCUCCAGGCUGGACCUGGAGAGGUGGACACUGGCACUGUGUUUGAUGUAAACCUCAGGAUCAGUGCCAGGGCUGCUCGGGCCUUUGGCCACCAGUUAGCUGUAAUCGGAGACCAGAUGGACCGAGAGUGGGCCAGCAGAGGGCCAAACGGGCCACUGACUCCUCUACACCUGCUAAGACCUGCCCAGACACUGACACAGACCAUCUACAGGGACAUCCACCGUAAGUUAUGGGGCUUCCAGGGCCUGUUUGGUGCUGUGAAGGCCUGGAUUGAGAGCACUUUGCCUGGCCAGGGGAUCGUCAGACCUGGGGCUUUGCCAGCUUUGGUGCCCAGUUUGAAACCAGUACCCUGCACUGGCUGGACCAGAGGAGCACUUGUGACUGUGGCUCUGGUGGCUGCAGUGAGUGUUUUUGGUGCACUAUGGAUAGAAAGAAAAGCCUAAAGGGGUCAUGAGCAGGUCUUUUUGGCCUUUAUAUGUUUGACCAAAAAAAAAAAUAUGUUUGCAACUGAGUGAAAAUUACUUCUGAUUUAAUUUCUGCUGUUUACUUUGACUUCUUUUUUGUACUUUUUUUUUAAUGAGCGGUAUUGAAGUUAACAGGAAAGACUGGGAGCGACUCCCUCUGCAACAGAAGGGAAAAACAAACACACUGUAAAAUUAAUAAGAGCGGCUGGGAAUUGUUUAAACUGGUUUUGCAGUGAUGCCUGAAAGGUUUGCUGGCAUAAUGUAGCAACAACAUGUUUGUUCUUUGUCAUUACUGGACUGUUGCUGGCCUGCAGUCUUUUGUAGUUUCUUACUGGUUUAAGAGGCCAAGAUUUUUGCCAAUGAUAUGUAGCUUUGCUUAGCAUAAAAUGACGGGAGCUGGACUUUCUGUUGCAGAUUUGAAGAUGUUUUUUCAUGUGACACAAAUAAACUUCAUGAUGA